Messenger RNA from Rubroshorea leprosula, 1472 nucleotides. NCBI's taxonomy places the organism in Eukaryota, Viridiplantae, Streptophyta, Magnoliopsida, Malvales, Dipterocarpaceae. The record is from the annotation of a GenBank genome assembly.
GCGACCUCUCGCACCCGAAGCGAGAAUCAUACCACUAGACCAAACACCCACAUUGUUGAUUUCGGCUCUGGAAUAUUAUUUUAAUCAAGAUUUUGUUUUUCUUCCCUUCUCGUUUAUUAUCACCGUCUCGUCAGGUUUCUUUGAAUCAGAGAUAAGGAAGCUCAAUUCCGUGACGUUAAUGGCGGCAGCAACGAUCGGUUGCUUCUUCCUCAGACCCCUUUGCGUCCCGAUAGCUAGAUGCCACUAUAGAAUCCCAAUAAUACGCAGACCCUCUUUCACUUCUCUCACCUCGUGCUCCUCUGUCACUUCGCCUGAAUCCGCUUCUCUCAGUAUCACCAAAUCCUUCAUUAACGACGACAAUAGUCACUUCUUAUCCUUACUAGCAAAAGACCUAGAUGAACAAGUUGAUGAAUUCGAAGGGUCUGAGAGUAAUGGGGAUGAGAAUUCUGAAGUGAGUAGUGCAGAAGAUUCAGUUUUGAAGGUUGGCGAGAGUUCAAAAACGAAAUUGCCUAAUCUUACAGUGAAGGAGAAGAAGGAGCUGGCUUCUUAUGCACAUGGUUUGGGGGAAAAACUCAAGUGUCAGCUGGUGGGCAAAUCUGGGGUCACUGCUAAUGUCGUGUCCUCUUUCAUUGAGACUCUUGAAGCCAAUGAGCUCUUAAAGAUCAAAAUACACAGGACCUGUCCAGGGGAGAUGGAGGAUGUGGUGAAACAAUUGGAGGAAGCAACUGGUUCUGUUGUGGUUGGUCAAAUUGGCCGGACUGUGAUCAUAUAUAGGCCUAGUCUCACCAAAAUGAAGGUAGAGGAGAAAAAGAAACAAGCUCGGAGAGUUUCGAGGAAAUCAGAAAAACCAGCAUUUCUGGUGAGAGAAUAAGCAAAUCUCCAACUCUGGAAUUAGCUAGGGACAUUCUUAAACUUUGAAGCCAAUGAUUGGUACCUCUUCCAAAACUUCACUGAUUGCCUUUGUAAAACAUGCAGAAGAAAGGACAAGAAGCCAGAUCAUCUGGACGUGGUCGACGGGGAUCUAGCAGAUUCUGAAUGCCGGUGCUUCAAAGUAUAUUUUCUUGGAAUCAUGUUGAAAGAUGAUCAGGAGAUGCUGUGUGGAUACUUUCCCCUAAUUUCUUUUGGUGGCAAAUUUGAUAAUUUGGUUGAAAUUACCAUCCAAACCAGGAGGAUAGUUUUUGGUGAUGGCAUCAAACAUUUGGGUCAAAUUCCCGGUGUGGUAUAUCUGUUGGGUUGUUUGAUAGACUCAGGACGGAUUUGAGGACAGAAAGUUUGCUGAAGGAGAUAUUAACAUGACCAUUGUAGUAUUUUCCAGCUUCAGUAUAAUACAUACAGAAUUCAGUGUCAAUUUUGGACAUGUGCAAUGUUCUUUCUCACUUCUGUAAAGAUUCUUGGUUGCAAUUUUCAUUGAUGUAAUAUGAUAUGAAUUCUGAAUUUGAAGGAUUGUAGGCAUGACAUUAACUACAAUUGAA